CCAGUCCCCUCCACUCCUCACACAAAUAUAAAACGUGAGACACACCACCACCCUGUCUGCACGGGAAAAACCAAGAUUUUUCAGACUGCUUUUUCUAAUAUCUUCAUCAUGAUUUUUCAAGCAAUUUUUGAUUGUAUGGGCUUUAGUGGGUGGCUCUUGUUUGGUUUUGUGUUGUUACUUUUGACUGAUGUGGUGAGGAACUGGAAGCCUCACAACUUUCCACCUGGACCCUCGGCUGUGCCUUUUCUGGGAAAUAUCUUUACUGGAGUUGACUUCAAAACAAUGGAGAAGCUUGCUCAGGAGUACGGCCCCGUGUUUAGCUUGCGGAGAGGCAGUGAGAGGACGGUGUUUAUUUCAGGAUACAAGAUGGUCAGAGAGGCUCUUGUCAACCAGCUGGACAGCUUUGUUGAUCGACCUAUCGUUCCUCUUUUCCAUGUUGUCUUUAAGGGCCUCGGCUUAGCUUUGAGCAGUGGUUACCUGUGGAAGAAACAGAGGAAGUUUGCCAACAGUCACCUGCGUUACUUUGGAGAGGGCCAGAAAUCGUUGGAAAGAUACAUUGAAGUUGAAAGCAACUUUCUUUGCGAAGCGUUCAAAGAGGAACAAGGAAGACCAUUCAACCCCCACUACACCUUAACCAAUGCAGUGAGUAACAUCAUCUCCUCUGUGGUCUUCGGACAUCGCUUUGAAUACAGCGAUCAAAGCUUUCGCAAGUUUCUGGAAUUAGACAACGAGGCCAUUGUGCUCGCUGGCUCUCCUCGGACUCAGCUGUAUGAUGCCUUCCCUGGUUUGAUGAAGUACCUGCCAGGACCUCACCAGACUGUCCACGGAAACUACAAAGAGCUGACAACGUUCCUGAGAAAGGAAAUAGAGAAGCACCAGGAGGAGUGGAACCCUGAUGACCCUCGCGAUUACAUCGAUGUUUACCUGCAAGAGAUGGAGAAGAAAAAAGAAGAUCCUCAGGCUGGCUUCAGCGUCGAAACCCUGCUGAUAUGCACCCUCGACCUGAUGGAGGCUGGGACAGAAGCAGCUGCCACCACUCUACGCUGGGCGCUCGCGUACAUGAUACACUACCCAGAGAUUCAGAAGAAAGUCCAGGAAGAGAUAGACAGAGUGAUUGGACAGUCUCGUCAGCCCACCAUGGCCGACAGACCCAACAUGCCCUACAGUGACGCUGUCAUCCAUGAGAUUCAAAGGAUAGGAAAUAUUGCUCCAUUGGGAUUCCCCAAAAUGGCCAGCAAAGACACUACACUGGCAGGAUACUUCAUACCCAAGGGCACAGCUAUUACUACAUUACUAUCUUCUGUGCUGUUUGAUAAGAAUGAGUGGGAGACGCCCGAUACCUUCAAUCCCGAGCAUUUCUUGGAUUCAAAGGGCCAGUUCCGCAGGAGAGAUGCCUUCUUGCCAUUUUCAGCAGGUAAACGUAUGUGUUUAGGGGAGAACCUGGCCAAAAUGGAGCUCUUCCUUUUCUUUACAUCUCUCCUCCAACGCUUCACCUUCUGUCCCGUUCCCGGAGAAAUGCCCAGCUUGGAGGGUGUUCUGGGCUUCACCUACUCCCCAGCCAUAUUCAGGAUGCUAGCCAUACCUCGCUGAUGUCCUCCACCUCUUCAGUUAUUCCCAUCCCAACCAUAAAACCAGCAGAGAUGAGUGGGAUCUCCACAUUCUUUUUGUGAUCACAAAAUCAAAGAUCCUGGAACUUAGAAACAGUAGAGAAUAUUAAAAGCCCAUCAUCUUUUGUGAAGUAAUAACGAAAUGACUGUAUAGCCACUACUAACCCAGCCUCACUACAAAUGUUACAGUUAUAUAUAUAACAAAACUACUCUACAAUAUACAUGUACAGAUGCAUUAACUAUUACUGGCGUGACAAGCUUUUGCUUUUAUGACACUGUAAAAUUAACAUAUAACAUUCAUAAACUGUUCAUCCAUUAAGUGUUACAUAAGGUAAUAAGCUUUUAUUGGCUUCAUCAUUUAUCAGUAUUGAACCUCAAUAGUUCAUGGUAUAUUGUCCAUUAAUGUUUCCAUUACAUCAGGAUGAGUUACGCAUUAGCUGCACAUUAAUUAAGCACUGGUUCUGUUUUCUGAAGGUUUUACCCUCACGUAGAUAAAACCGCACUUUUUUGGAUUCAUAUGACACAGCAGUACACUCUGACACACAACUGACAGUACACUCUGAUACACAAACAGCUCCGUGAACUUUGAAAAUAACAUUGAGUCCAUAAGUCUCCUGUCAGUCUCCAAUUAAAUAAUAAAUAACAGUAAUUAAAAAAACCCUCGUAAAUAUUUGUUGCCUAUGGUAAAAAAAAAAAAAAAAUUGCUCCUCAACUUAAAUGUUGAGGAGCAUUUUCUUUCCAUUAUGACAACAACACGGUUCUUUGCAAAGUAAUCAUUGCCAUAAUAGAAUAAAAAUCUAUAAAGAUAUCAUCAGUGGUGUUUAGGUUAGAAGAUACAAAUUCUAAAAAAGACGCAUAAAUGUUCUUUCUUUGAUUUUGCAGCAAGGACAGAUUUGGAUGGAUAGAUAACCUUCAAGAUCUUAUGCUUACAAUGUAUGAAUACUUCUGUAAUUAGCCUCUUUGACUUUGUCAUAGGCAAAUGAAAAAUUUAUAUAUACAGUACAUGAUAAUGUAUAUUCAUCAAAGGCCAUGCCUAAGCAAUUUUCACAACUGUAAAUUAUUUUUGGUAAAUAAGGGAAGGUACAAAAAUUAAAAGCUGUAUGAUUUUAUGUUGUAUUCUGUUCUUAAAUCAAUAAAUGAUUUUGGUUGUGCUCACUUGCAAAAUAUUUGACAAUAAAUUUC
Molecule: messenger RNA, 2789 nt
Organism: Toxotes jaculatrix (banded archerfish)
Lineage: Eukaryota; Metazoa; Chordata; Actinopteri; Toxotidae
Product: cytochrome P450 2J2-like
Exons: 9
Coding region: 109-1590 (493 amino acids)
Biological process (GO): xenobiotic metabolic process
Cellular component (GO): intracellular membrane-bounded organelle; cytoplasm
Molecular function (GO): oxidoreductase activity, acting on paired donors, with incorporation or reduction of molecular oxygen, reduced flavin or flavoprotein as one donor, and incorporation of one atom of oxygen; heme binding; iron ion binding
Source: RefSeq, a predicted model, not a curated record